GCUAAAGAAUGGAUGUUCCUCUGCACUGAGGUGCCUUUGCUCACAUUUGUCAAAGAUGACAUGAGCCUUUCAGCUGAUAAAUCAACUCUUCUGCUCCUGUCUUCCACGAUUUCACGCCUCUGCUGGUCAGGGUACCAUGGCAACUAGGAUGAAGCUGAAGCUGAAGACUGUGUUUGUGCUCUACUUCAUGGUCUCCCUCCUGGGCCUUGUCUAUGCACUGAUGCAGCUAGGUCAGCGCUGUGACUGCACGGAGCACGACAUGCCGAAAGACCGUACCAUAUCUCGACUGCGGGGGGAACUGCAUCGUUUUCAGGAGCAGAUAAGGAAGUCGGAGGCGACGAAGCAGCCACAGAAACAGCCGGCUAAGCCCACCAUCUUUGUCAUCACCCCAACAUACGCAAGGCUGGUGCAGAAGGCCGAGCUGACUCGUCUGUCCCACACCUUCCUCCAUGUUCCUCAGCUCCACUGGAUCGUUGUGGAGGACUCGCCACACAAGACGCCACUAGUGACUGACCUCCUGGUGAAGAGUGGCCUGACCUACACACACCUACACAUGCCCACCGCCAAGGACCGCAAACUGCAGGAGGGUGACCCCAGCUGGCUGAAGCCUCGCGGAGUUGAGCAGAGGAAUGAGGGUCUACGGUGGCUCAGAGAGGACAGAAGGGCUCAGCCAGGAGGGGACAACCAGCAGGGAGUGGUUUACUUCGCUGACGACGAUAACACAUACAGCCUGCAGAUAUUUGAAGAGAUGAGGACUACCGAGCGAGUGUCGGUGUGGCCGGUGGGGCUCGUUGGAGGGAUGAAAUACGAGAGGCCGGUGGUUGAAGGAGGAAAGGUGGUUCGCUUCCAUACCGGCUGGCGUCCCAGUCGGCCUUUCCCCAUGGACAUGGCCGGCUUUGCUGUGUCCCUCAAACUGGUCCUGGCCAAUCCAGAGUCCUGUUUUGACGGAGAUGCACCAAUGGGCUUCCUGGAGAGCAGCUUCCUUCAGGGAUUGGUCACCAUGGACGAACUGGAGCCGAAAGCGGACAACUGCUCUAAAGUGCUGGUGUGGCACACACGGACAGAGAAACCCAAGAUGAAGAGAGAGGAGGCUCUGCAGGCUCAGGGACUUGGUUCAGACCGUGCAGUGGAGGUCUGAAGAGCGCACACACACACACACACACACACACACACACACACACACACACACACACACACACACACACACACACUCUGUCACAUUGUAAAGCGUACUCUGCCGUCUAAUGCUGCAUAUGUAACUCUGUGUUGUAAAUACUGUAAAACAGAAUGAUAAUCUGUUAGAGGUCACAUUUAAAUGUAUCUGGUCGUUUAUGUGUCGGGUAGUAAAUGUACGUGUGUGUGUGUGUGUGUGUGUAUAUAUUGAGUGAGUGUGUUGUUACAACAGUGUAUGUUAGUGUAUCUAUCAGGUUUUUUGUUUUGUUUUUAGUAUGUAAGGCAUCCUUGUCCAGGACAGUGGGCGAUGACUCUAGAGUUUAAACAUUUGCCUGAUGGGGGCGCCAGUUAGAACUUUUGUAACAUCUUGCUGUUACAUCACUCCUUUAAAGCUUGAGGAACGAUGCAUCUUACUAAAGACAUCCAUACUUACCUCAUACGGAGGCUUUCACAUGUUUACUUGUGCUCAAUAUAAAUCCUACAGUGUAACUCAUUCCUGAUGGCGCUUUGAUAUUUGUUUAUGGCUGAGCUUCAACAGGUGGCUCCAGCCUCCUGUCUCUGUUUCCUCAGCUGGUUGGAUCUGAUCUGUAACCUGUUUCAUCAGUGCAGCCACUAACAUCUUGAUACAUUUGCAAUAGAGUACUUUAUUCAUGCAUGGAUUCUACUUUUGCCUGAUUAGUGUCUGUAAGUCCGUAAUCAGCCAUAUAGAUGUGUUUUUAGUCACAAAUCAAAACAACACCAUCAUUGCAUGAUAAUAAGCUUUAUACAAUCUGUUUAUUCAAAAUGUCUGCAUUUGCUAUGCAGGUAAUACUAUUAUGGAGCAAAGGUGCAUUUUUUUAGACAGUAAACAAUAUUCAUAAAAAUACAUAACGUACAUGCAAACAUAUAUGCAUACGAAACGGACAAUUUAAUUAAGAAGAAUGCUUAAUAGUUGUUGCCUUGUAUUUGUUAUGCUCUCAUACACCUGUGUUCCACACACAAGUGGUGAAACUUAGCAACACUAUGCUGCAACACAGACAAUAACAAAUACAGAGACGCAUGGUUCCACACCCAGUGCAGCGUUAGUGUUAAAGCUCAGAGCGCAAAAUUUGGUUUCUGUGGUUUCAUUAAAAUAAAUAAUUCUAGCCAGAAUUUUUCUAUAUGUUUUACUUUUAGUGAUGCUUUUUAAAAAUGUAAGGCUUGUUGAAUCAAUUUAGAAGCCCUGAAUAAGGGAACAACACUACUGAAACUCAUGUAAACCCUUUAUGCAAUAAACUAAAAUACAUGACACGCUGUCCCUAUUACAUUUUCCUGCUUUAAUGACAAGAAAAAGACUUGAAUUGUUUGACUAGGAAAUCCCUGGUACUUUACAGAAGCAGUGGUGAAAUAUCUUCAAAUAUAAAUUGAACUACUUGAGCUGUGCUUGAUUAUUUUCCAUGACAUCCUCAGAAGUUGGAAGAAUAAAGAGCAAAAUAACAUGAUAGCUUAAACAAGUGCUCCUCGGCUACUGUUGUAUGAUAUUGUAAAAACAGCUAGUGCCUGCUUAAGUGUAAUUAGUGCCUGUAAGUCAAUUCUCUACUGGUGUAUUAUGUAUUUAUUAUGUAAUAGUGUUUAUUUACAGUGUACAAUGUGAUCAUUUCUGUCCUUCGCCUUGAAAAUAAACCAUGAUAAUGUAAAACAUAAAUCACUGUAUUUUGGUCUGUAGUUUACACUUAAGUUAUUCAUGCCUGUAAAUUGUUUUUAUCUUUGUUUUUAAUUUUAACUGUUUGCAAGAAGAAAUUGUCGGUCAUAUAAUGACUGUAGGUGCUAAUAUGUGGUCGGUGAUUGGGAGGAAUUUGCUGAAAGAGUCUGAAUAAAGUUGGAUUUUGU
Molecule: messenger RNA, 3021 nt
Organism: Anoplopoma fimbria (sablefish)
Lineage: Eukaryota; Metazoa; Chordata; Actinopteri; Perciformes; Anoplopomatidae
Gene: b3gat3
Product: beta-1,3-glucuronyltransferase 3 (glucuronosyltransferase I)
Exons: 8
Coding region: 137-1138 (333 amino acids)
Biological process (GO): chondroitin sulfate proteoglycan biosynthetic process; carbohydrate metabolic process
Cellular component (GO): Golgi membrane
Molecular function (GO): galactosylgalactosylxylosylprotein 3-beta-glucuronosyltransferase activity
Source: RefSeq, a predicted model, not a curated record